AUGCAAGGUGAAGGAGAUGGGAGAAGGUCAAGAUGUAGGAAUGUCAGAGGGCGAGGUGAAGGAGAUGGGAGAAGGUCAAGAUGUAGGAAUGUCAGAGUGCGAGGUGAAGGAGAUGGGAGAAGGUUAAGUCACAGGAAAGUAAGAGGGCGUGGUGAAGGGCAUGUGAGAAGGUCAAGAUGUAGGAAUGUCAGAAUGCAAGGCGAAGGAGAUGGGAGAAGGUCAAGAUGUAGGAAUGUCAGAGGGCGAGGUGAAGGAGAUGGGAGAAGGUCAAGAUGUAGGAAUGUCAGAGUGCGAGGUGAAGGAGAUGGGAGAAGGUUAAGUCACAGGAAAUUAAGAGGGCGUGGUGAAGGGCAUGUGAGAAGGUCAAGACACAGGAAUGUCAGAGUGCGGGGUGAAGGGGGUGUGAGGAGGUCAAGAUGUAGGAAUGUCAGAGGGCGAGGUGAAGGAGGUGUGAGGAGGUCAAGAUGUAGUAAUGUCAGAGUGCGGGGUGAAGGAGGUAUACGAAGGUCAAGACACAGGAAUAUUAGUGAGCAAGGUGAAGGAGGUGUGAGGAGGUUAAGAUGUAGGAAUGUCAGAAUGCAAGGUGAAGGAUUGACAGAGGGCACCGUGAAGAGGUUUGAGAAGGUCAAGAAUAAGUAA
Ylistrum balloti is the source of this 639-nucleotide messenger RNA. RefSeq lists its product as uncharacterized. The record is from RefSeq and is a predicted model, not a curated record. The transcript has a single exon. Bases 1 to 639 code for a protein of 212 amino acids. NCBI's taxonomy places the organism in Eukaryota, Metazoa, Mollusca, Bivalvia, Pectinida, Pectinidae.